GUACCGAGCUUACAGUUGGGACCACGCGCGCGGUGGAACGGGACUAAGAGUACAAGGCUUUCUUCUUUCGGCACGCACGUAGAUAUGCGGCGCAAAAACCUGUAGCAAUAAAGAAGACAUACAGAGAGGACGUCACUUUGACACAGCUGUCAAGAGCAAAAACGGCGUCUGUUCACUUGGUACAGUAGCGUUCAACUACUUUGGAAGUUGUGUUCUGUUCUUUGAUCAUAAGACUCUUGACUUGACUUUGAAAUUGACAGUUGCGGGACUUUUCAUUUCUGAACACACGUUCAGGAAGAUUGGCUCUUGCAUUUUUUUUUUUUUUUUUUUCUCCAGCCAGCGCGGUGCUCAAUAAUCGGCACCGGUACUGUUUCUGGACGCUUUAUUCAGAUCUGUGCUCUGUCCUGCUUAUAGCCGGCAUAGAAGUCGCCUUUAUAAGUGCAUUACGGUUUUUUUUCCCCUUCCCUCUCACCACAGAACGUCCGGUGCUUUUAUUUUGUGCUUUGAGUCAUAUGUCUACAAAAAUGGAACAGCCGUUUUAUCAUGACGACUCGUUUCUCUCUGCUUAUGGUCACUCAGACGCAGCUCUGCACGACUACAAGCUCCUUAAGCAGAAUAUGAACUUGAACUUGACCGAGCCUUAUCGGAACCUGAAGUCCCAGCUGCGAGCCGACACAGAUUUCUACCAGGCCACCAGUUCCGACGUGGGCUCGCUGAAGCUCGCGUCUCCCGAGCUGGAGAGACUGAUCAUCCAGAACAGCAACGGUGUCAUCACCACCACGCCCACCCCCGGCCAGUACUUCUACAGCCGCGGGAUCACCGAGGAGCAGGAGGGCUUCGCGGACGGCUUCGUCAAAGCUCUGGACGAGCUGCACAAGAUGAACCAGCUGCCUCCGCCCAACGUGUCAAUCGGAGCCGGUGGGGUGACGACGUGCACGGCGGCUUCCAACGUCUAUGGCUCCUCCCUGCAUCACGAGCCCCCUGUUUACACAACACUGAACACCUGCUCUCCCAACACUAACCUCGCCUCGGGAUCCAACUACCCUACGGCCACCAUCAGCUACCUGCCCCAUCACCACCAGUAUCAGCAUCAUCCGAGCACGACGCACCCCUCGCAUCAGUACCAGCACUCGCUGCCCGGAGCCGGGCUGCAUCCGCCGCGGCUCGUGGCCCUGAAAGAGGAACCUCAGACCGUCCCUGAUCUGCAGAGCAGCGACGGCUCUCCCCCCAUGUCCCCGAUCGACAUGGAGAGCCAGGAGCGGAUCAAAGCGGAGCGCAAGAGGCUCAGGAACCGGCUGGCGGCGACCAAGUGCAGGCGGCGCAAACUGGAGCGCAUCUCCCGCCUGGAGGAGAAGGUGAAAAGCCUGAAAUCGGACAAUGCGGGCCUGUCGAGCACCGCCUCCGUGCUGCGGGAACAAGUGGCGCAGCUGAAACAGAAAGUGAUGACACACGUGAGCAGCGGCUGUCAGCUCAUGUUGACGACCAAGAUGAAGUCCUUCUGAAGCAUGAGGAUGACAUGCUGGACACUGGUAUGAGAAAUGAAACACUGGAAGACUUGUUCACAAAUGUUUUCUUUGUAAAACGAACUUUUGCAGCACUGGAAUCUUGAUUUCAUUGAUGUUGAACCGUUUGUAUGUUUUCAUUUUGAAAAAUUACUUGUUAUUGUCUUGUUCGCAAUACCUGAAAUACAGACAAGGAUUCUGUUUUGUUUUUAUUUCGUUUGGUGUCUUUAGAAAGGUACUUUCUAACGCAAUACACGGGCGUGGUUUUAAAGCACCAUGUCGGUGAAACGCUCAGUCGAGACGCCCGGGCCUAUUCCGCGUUUAUUUGUUUUGGAAUGGGACUGAGUGUCUUAAAGUCAAAUACAUGUGAUUUUUAUCAUUUUGGUGCAUUUUUAGUAAGUUAUUAUGUAUUGUCAGGUUGAUCUUGACGAUGUUAUGUUUACGUUGUUUAUUUUCAUACAAUAUUUAAGUAAAAACAGAUAAAUCAGC
Scleropages formosus (Asian bonytongue) is the source of this 1991-nucleotide messenger RNA. It is a transcript of the gene junba, whose product is annotated as JunB proto-oncogene, AP-1 transcription factor subunit a. Gene Ontology annotation, biological process: regulation of cell cycle; regulation of transcription by RNA polymerase II; regulation of cell population proliferation. The record is from RefSeq and is a predicted model, not a curated record. Gene Ontology annotation, cellular component: transcription regulator complex. The coding region runs from base 513 to 1502 and encodes 329 amino acids. The transcript has a single exon. Gene Ontology annotation, molecular function: transcription factor binding; DNA-binding transcription factor activity, RNA polymerase II-specific; RNA polymerase II cis-regulatory region sequence-specific DNA binding. Lineage: Eukaryota; Metazoa; Chordata; Actinopteri; Osteoglossiformes; Osteoglossidae.